AUGCGAGAUUUCAUGAAAUUUUACACUAAUUUGGUGGAACGAUGUUUUAAUGAUUGUAUUAAUGACUUUACUUCAAAAGCAUUAUCUUCUAAAGAGGAAACAUGUAUAUUCCGUUGUACGGAUAAAUUCUUAAAACAUAAUGAACGUGGUGGAUGGUUUGGAGGAUCUUAG
This is a messenger RNA of Diversispora eburnea, 171 nucleotides long. The record is from the annotation of a GenBank genome assembly. NCBI's taxonomy places the organism in Eukaryota, Fungi, Glomeromycota, Glomeromycetes, Diversisporales, Diversisporaceae.